CGAGUUUUAGGAUUCCACAGAGACACUGGACAUGGACUACUCUGAGGACUUCCUGGAUUUCUUUUCCAGUAUGGAAAGUAUUGAGUUACUCCAGACGGAAUCCGCUGAUGAGGACAUUAGUGCUCUAGUGAAGACUGUGCUAGAAGACCAGGAUGUCUGCCUAGAGGAGAACCUUCUUGAAAAUAUGGCUGGAACAAGCUGGAACCCUGAGCUCAAACUACUGAGGAUUCUUCAGGACACUGAUGACAAGGAAGAGGAGAACCAACCCCCUGGUGAUGAGUCUCUGGAGGCAUAGCCUGAAGGCAUCGCCAGGGCAGCCUUAUUCCCAACUGGGCCUCCUGAGGUCAACGGCCUUCUACACAAGGAUGGAAAGGAGACUGACGUCUGCUCUCCGG
This is a messenger RNA of Tupaia belangeri chinensis (Chinese tree shrew), 395 nucleotides long. RefSeq lists its product as hypothetical. The record is from RefSeq and is a predicted model, not a curated record. Lineage: Eukaryota; Metazoa; Chordata; Mammalia; Scandentia; Tupaiidae. The transcript has 2 exons. Bases 32 to 295 code for a protein of 87 amino acids.